UUAGACAGUUGAGAUCAGUCUGCAGGAUAUCUGAUCUGAUUCCAAUAAAAAAGGUAUAUGCGAAUUCAUCUAACCCUAAAAAUCUAGCGACAGUAGUCAACUCUUAUUCUCUAUCAAUUCUACGUUUUCCUGUAUCAUUCUAAUUACGUGUGAUAUAUAAUUGAUCUACAAAAGAUACUUUUUUGUUUUAUUUUCGUCAUACAUACCAACAAAAAGAUAUAGUAUAUAUUUAACUUUUUCAUUGUAUCAAUAAGUUUCCAUCUCUAUAUCUAUGUGGUUAGUAAGUGUAAUAUUCUUCAAAGUAAGAAGAAUAAUUUGUUUUUGGUAUUAACCGUCUGGUUCUCGGGAGAAUGGACCCCGAUAAUCCAGAGUUCAGCUGCGAGGUAAAUAAAGGAGGGCCAAUAAUUGUUCCCACCAGGAAAGAAAUUCAGGUUCAGAAUAUGACGAGCAACAGUAUGAACCAAACUAUAAAAAUAUUUAUGAGGAGCAGAAAUCUAGAGGAGGAAUCCAUGAAAUUAGAAAAGUUUUUGAAGGAUUCAUGGAAAUUUUUGGAGCAUGGACUCAAUGCAAUCUUCCACAAACAGAAUGAUGAUUAUAUCAGCUUGGAACAACUUUACAGUGAAGCCUAUAACAUGGUGAUUCUAGGACAAGUCACAAGAUUGUAUAUGGUAUCAGUUACCAUCAUGACAUCACAUGUCAAAGAAAUAUCAAAAUCCAUUGAAGAAGCAGGAGAAGGGGACUUCUUUCUGGAAGAACUUAGUAGAAAAUGGAAUGAUUACAAAAUGGCUAUACAAAACAUUGAAAACAUACUAAUCUAUAUGGAUAGAACUUAUGUUAGAAAGAAUGAUAAAACCCCAAUAAGAGAUCUUGGAUUGAACCUAUGGAGAGAUAAUGUUGUUUAUUCUGCACAAAUUCAGUCUCAAUUACAGAACACUCUUGUUGAAUUACUACAUGGAGAGCGCAUCGGUAAAGUUAUUAACAAUAAAGCCUUGAUAAGGAACAUAUUUAUGAUGCUAAAGUAUUUAGGUGAUUCAGAUUAUGAGACAUCGCUUGAGAUUCGUUUUCUUGAAGUUUCGGCUGAGUAUUUUAGAGGCGAGUCUCAAAAGUUAAUUGAAUGUUGUGAUUUUAGUGAUUAUAUAAGAAAAGUUAAGAAUCAUUUGAUUGAAGAAAUGAUUAGAGUGAGCCACUACUCGGAUUUCAUAUGCGGAAAGAAGAUUGUUGAUGUAAUGUGCAAGGAGAUGAUUGAAAACCGAAUAGAAAGUUCUUGGUUAGUAACUUUUUUCCUUGAUGACAGAUAUGAAGAUUUAAGAAAUGUGUAUAUGAUGUUCACGCAUUAUGUUUCUGACGGACUCCGUAAAUUACAGAAAGUGGUUAGGAACACAUGUCAACUGUUUUUAACAGAUCCAGAAAGGUUAAAGGAUCCUAUGGUUUUUGUUCAAGAUCUUUUGGAUAAGAAAGAUAAAUAUGACAGUAUAUUAGACUCGUCAUUCAACAACGAUGAAAAAUGUCAUGCAGUUUUGAACUCCUUCUUUGAGUACAUCAUUAACAUGAAUCUCCAUUCGCCAGAGUUUCUUUCAUUGUUCUUAGAUGUAAAGUUAAGGAAAGGUUUUGAAGGAGUAAAUGCGGAGAUUAUUCUUGACAAGGUGGUGGCGCUUAUCAGAUUGUUGCAUGAAAAAGAUAUGUUCCUUAAGUACUAUAAAAAGCACCUUGCAAAGAGGCUUUUGUUAGGGAAAACAGUUUCUAAAGAUGCCGAGAGAAGCCUCGUUGUUAAACUCAAAAGAGUUUGUGGUAACCAAUUUGUUGUGUUAGAGAAAAUGAUUGUUGAUAUGGAAACCUCAGAAGAAAUGUUACAAGGGUUUUAUAAAAGCCACACUGAGCUAAGCGAUGAUCGUAAACUAAGUGUUCAGGUUUUGACCACAUCUUUGUGGCCAAUAUCAAGCACUACACAUUCAUCAUGCAACCUUCCGAUCGAAGUCUCAGCACUAUAUGAGAAGUAUAAGUCAUAUUAUCUAGGAAUCCACACUCAAAAGAAGCUAUCAUGGCAAGUAAACAUGGGAAAUGCAGAGAUAAUAGCAACAUUUGGGAGUGGUCAUAAGCACGAGUUACAUGUCUCGACCUAUCAAAUGUGUGUACUAAUGUUGUUUAAUGAUGUUGAUCAACUAAGCUACAAGGAUAUUGCAAAAGCAACCCAAAUUAAUACUUUGGAUUUAAUCAAGUGCUUGUAUUCCAUGGUUCUUGUGAAAGGAAAAAAUAUAAUCAAGAAAGAGCCGAUGAAUGGACAUAUUGGUGAGGACGAUGUAUUCUUUAUCAAUGACAUGUUCAAAAGCAAGUUCUAUAAAAUUAAGUUAGAUUCAGUGGCUGCAGAAAGGGAAUCUAAACACGAGAAAUUACAAACUCAAAAGAAUGUAGAAGAUGACAGAAGGCCUCAAAUUGACGCAGCAAUAAUGAGGAUUAUGAAGUCAAGGAAACAGCUUGAUCAUAACAAUAUUAUAGCAGAGGUGACAAAGGAAGUAAAGUCAUUAUUCCUUCCUAAUCCAACAGAGAUAAAGAAAAGGAUUGAAUCUCUUAUUGAAAGAGAUUACUUGGAGAGGGACAAUAUUGACAAUAAUUUGUAUCGGUAUCUUGCAUGAAGAAAUUUAAUGAGGCGACUCUUCGCUAGUAAAGUGAAAGGUUCAAAGAAGUCAAGUUCAAAAUUAAUGUAACACUCAUCUAUUCUUUAACAUCUUUGUUUGGAAUUUCUUUUUCUCUACACCGAAACAGAUUGGUUUGUUCUUGCUUAAUUCGUUUUAAGUGAAACAGAUUAUUUUUUGUGGAUAUGAUUUUAAGUUUUGUUGGUUUGGAGAUGUGUAAUAUUUCUAACACAUUUUUAUUAUCUUCGACAAUUGAUUUGUUUUCUAAUAUUUGAGGAUUCAUAUGUUAGUAAUAAUUUAAAA
Trifolium pratense (red clover) is the source of this 2933-nucleotide messenger RNA. Its product is annotated as cullin-3B-like. NCBI's taxonomy places the organism in Eukaryota, Viridiplantae, Streptophyta, Magnoliopsida, Fabales, Fabaceae. The transcript has 2 exons. Bases 351 to 2630 code for a protein of 759 amino acids. Gene Ontology annotation, biological process: ubiquitin-dependent protein catabolic process; protein ubiquitination. The record is from RefSeq and is a predicted model, not a curated record. Gene Ontology annotation, cellular component: cullin-RING ubiquitin ligase complex. Gene Ontology annotation, molecular function: ubiquitin protein ligase binding.